AUGUUAUCAGCAAAAAGUCCGCCCGACCCGCCCGGUCAGCCGUCAGUCGCGCUGUUGGCGAGGGCUCAGGGCUUAGAGAUCUCAUGGUCCCAGUGCUCGUACGACGGGGGCAGUCGUGUGACGGGCUAUACCAUAGAGACCAGAAUCGAUGGCAGCGACGAUUGGAUUACUAUAACUGAUGAUCACAUUUGCAAUUCCUAUACAUUGAAAGACAUUACCGUAAACUCCAUUUACUCGUUCCGUAUCAGUGCUACCAAUGGCUACGGCACCAGUAUGUGGAGUCAGCCCUCCGAACCCUUCCACUAUAAACCGCACACUAAUAGCGAUAAUAAUAUUGAGUUUGCGAUCAAUUAUUUAGAGAGCGACAGAGAUAUCGAGCGCCGGGAUGUAGUGGUCGAGAAAGACGUGAAUUUCAAUGAGAUCUAUAGUCUCAAAGAAGAGGUGGGCAGGGGUCGUUUCGGUCUCUGCAAAAGAGUUAUCCAAUUGUCUAAUAAUAAAGAAAAAGCGGCGAAAAUAAUACGUUGUUUGAGGCCUAAGGACAGGGAGCAGGUGUACAGAGAAAUAGACAUUAUGAAUAAGUUACGGCACCGGCAUAUCCUACAGCUGGACGGCGCCUACGAUAUCUCUGGAGGGGAACUGUUUGAGCGGAUAGUGGCCGACGACUGUCUAGUCCUCACAGAAUACGAAUGUCUUCUAUUCAUGAGACAGAUCUGCGAAGCCGUGUCUUAUAUGCACCGCAAGAAUAUAAUGCAUUUGGAUUUGAAACCGGAAAACAUAUUAUGCAAAACGCGCACCAGUUAUGAGAUUAAGAUCAUCGACUUCGGACUGGCCCGACCCUACGACAGCACCGAGACCCUCAAGAUCUUGUUCGGCACUCCGGAGUUCGUGGCGCCGGAGAUCGUCAACUACGAGGCCGUCACACCCGCCUCCGACAUGUGGUCAGUCGGAGUCAUUUGUUACGUACUUCUGAGCGGAUUAUCGCCAUUCAUGGAUGAAACCGACGCCAAGACGUUAUGUAAUGUCACUCAAGCGGAGUACGACUUCGAGGACGAGGCCUUCGACACCAUCACAGAUGAGGCCAAACGAUUCAUAUCGUCAUUACUGGUGAAGAAACCAGAGUUCGUGUCAUUUGUGAAACACUAUUCAUAA
Molecule: messenger RNA, 1149 nt
Organism: Oppiella nova
Lineage: Eukaryota; Metazoa; Arthropoda; Arachnida; Sarcoptiformes; Oppiidae
Source: the annotation of a GenBank genome assembly